Molecule: messenger RNA, 223 nt
Organism: Nannochloropsis gaditana CCMP526
Product: short-chain dehydrogenase reductase sdr
Exons: 1
Molecular function (GO): oxidoreductase activity
Source: RefSeq, a predicted model, not a curated record
UAUCUCUGACCCAGCUUUGUUGGUUGUUCGGUCAAGAGAUGGCCUCCCGAGGCCGUGGGCGCAUCAUGUGCGUCUCCUCCAUUGCCGGCGCCGCGCCCGGGCCCCUGGUGGCCGUCUAUAGCGCCAGCAAAGCCUUCGUGUCCUCCUUCACCCUGGCCAUUCAACACGAACUCGAGCCUGGAGGCGUCUCGGUGACGAACCUGCUGCCCGGUGCGACCUUCAC